AUGACUUGCUUCUCUCUUUUUUUUUAUUCUUUUUCAUUUUUUCACUCUUCAGUUAUCUACUUCUUCUUCUCUAUUUUCUUUUCUUUUUUUUCUUUUUUUGUUCCUCUCCCUUCCAACUUCAAUCUAGUCUUUUACUUUCUCUCUGUCCUAUUUUACUCUCUUCCUAUUCUUAAUUUCUCUUCUCCUUCCUCCCUUAAUUUCACUUCUAUCCUUUUUCCUUUUUCUUCUUCUUCGUCCUUCUGUGUAGCUUUUGAUCCUCCUUCUCUUCCCCUAUUUCUUUUCUUUCUUUUCUAUUUUGCAUUUCUCUUCUUACAUUUUUCUUUAUCUUUUUUUUCCAAUCUUCCUCUCUUUAUUCACUCUUCUUCUCCCUUCUCGUUUUCUUUCUUGUAUUUCUCAUUAUUCUCUUUAAAAUCGCCACUGCUCCUUCCUCAUUCAUUCAUUCAUUUCCCUCUUACUCUUUCUCUUCUUCUUCCUCACAUCAAUUUUCAUUCUUUUAUCCUCUCUUUUUCCCUCUGUUUUUACCCCUACAUCGGUUCCCUCACUUUAUUUUCUACCUCUUACUACCCCCAUUUCCUUAUCCACUCUCCUUUUUCAAACCCUACUUAUAUUUUAGACGUUUUGCUUCUACUCCCCAUAUUUUCAACUCAGUCCAAUACCAUUAAUGGCUGA
This is a messenger RNA of Acanthosepion pharaonis, 669 nucleotides long. Lineage: Eukaryota; Metazoa; Mollusca; Cephalopoda; Sepiida; Sepiidae. The record is from the annotation of a GenBank genome assembly.